CCGGCAGUCUGCAACAUGGCCUCCGUCUCUGAGCUCGCCUGUAUCUAUUCCGCCCUCAUCCUUCAUGACGACGAGGUGAUGGUCACGGAGGAUAAAAUCAAUGCCCUCAUUAAAGCAGCCGGUGUCAAUGUUGAACCUUUCUGGCCUGGCCUGUUUGCAAAGGCCUUGGCCAAUGUCAACAUUGGGAGCCUCAUCUGCAAUGUAGGGGCUGGUGGACCUGCUCCAGCAGCUGGAGCUGCACCAGCGGGUGGUCCUGCCCCCUCUACCGCUGCUGCCCCAGCUGAGGAGAAGAAAGUGGAAGCAAAGAAGGAAGAAUCUGAGGAGUCUGAUGAUGACAUGGGUUUUGGUCUUUUUGACUAAGCCUCUUGUUAACAUGUCCAAUAAAAA
Phodopus roborovskii (desert hamster) is the source of this 387-nucleotide messenger RNA. Its product is annotated as 60S acidic ribosomal protein P1. Gene Ontology annotation, cellular component: cytosolic large ribosomal subunit; ribosome. Bases 16 to 360 code for a protein of 114 amino acids. The transcript has a single exon. Lineage: Eukaryota; Metazoa; Chordata; Mammalia; Rodentia; Cricetidae. Gene Ontology annotation, molecular function: ribonucleoprotein complex binding; protein kinase activator activity; structural constituent of ribosome. Gene Ontology annotation, biological process: cytoplasmic translation; translational elongation. The record is from RefSeq and is a predicted model, not a curated record.